Messenger RNA from Helianthus annuus (common sunflower), 1592 nucleotides. Its product is annotated as serine racemase. Gene Ontology annotation, biological process: L-serine metabolic process; D-serine biosynthetic process; pyruvate biosynthetic process. The transcript has 6 exons. Gene Ontology annotation, molecular function: pyridoxal phosphate binding; L-serine ammonia-lyase activity; serine racemase activity. Lineage: Eukaryota; Viridiplantae; Streptophyta; Magnoliopsida; Asterales; Asteraceae. The record is from RefSeq and is a predicted model, not a curated record. The coding region runs from base 514 to 1434 and encodes 306 amino acids.
AUAUCGACUCGAUAACGAAAGCGCAUGCUUUAAUCAAGCCCUAUGUUCAUGUAACUCCUGUCUUAUCUUCGGAAACGCUAAACUCCAUUGCUGGAAAAUCUUUAUUUUUCAAGUGUGAAUGCUUUCAAAAGGGAAUGACCCAUAUGGACCCAUUCAAAAGGUAAAUCAAGUGUCCGCCUCCAAUUUGGGAAGGAUAUUCACCUAGAAAACCAAACGAGGAGCAACUUGAAAAAGCAGUCAAUAUAAAGCUAAAAACCGACACAACUGAUGAAUUACCAGAAAACAUUGAUGUUACGUUCACCUCGUCUGACACUGAUCAUGAGUCUGAGUUAAUCAAAAAGGUGGUCGAUCAGGUGUUGGAUACUGAUGAGGAUGAGUCAAAGUCUGAGUCUGGAGGGUCAAAUUCGUCAGUCAACAGUCAAAAAUCGUCGGUCAAACGGUCUUACAGUAAAGAAUUUUUGUUAUCGAAAGCAAAUUUGGAUGAUGAAACAUUUGAAGUAGCAUACACUUUAAAUGAUUCUGACAAAUUAUAGCUACCUAUAUUUUUGCUCAUUACAAUGGAUAUUAACAUGUUUUUGCCAAGUUGCUUUUUCUUUGAUGGUUAUCAGUGGAGCGUUUAAAUUCCGAGGUGCAUCGAACGCUAUUUUUUCUCUCGAUGAAGAACAAGCAGCCAAAGGCGUUGUAACUCACAGCAGCGGCAAUCAUGCUGCAGCACUAGCUUUGGCUGCAAAACUUCGAGGAAUUCCUGCGUAUAUAGUUAUACCGAAAAACGCUCCAAAAUGUAAAGUUGAGAAUGUGAAACGUUACGGAGGUCAAAUCAUAUGGAGUGAAGCUACUAUGCAAUCUAGAGAAGAAACGGCAAAUAAAGUAUUACACGAGACUGGGGCCGUUCUUGUUCAUCCGUAUAACGAUAGUCGUAUCAUAAGUGGUCAGGGUACAUUGUCACUCGAAUUUCUUGAUCAGGUCCCACAACUCGACACUCUAAUAGUUCCAAUAAGUGGUGGUGGUUUGAUAUCUGGCAUCACGAUUGGAGCCAAAUCGAUGAAUCCUGCCAUACGGGUCCUCGCUGCUGAGCCAAAAGGCGCGGAUGAUGCCGCACAAUCGAAAGCAUCGGGUAGAAUCAUAAUGUUGCCGCAAACCGACACCAUUGCCGAUGGGCUUCGAGCUUCCCUUGGAGAUCUUACUUGGCCCGUUGUACGGGACCUUGUUGACGAUAUUAUAACCGUGGACGAUAAAGAGAUCGUUGAAGCUAUGAGAUAUUGUUAUGAGGUGCUUAAGGUUGCUAUCGAACCUAGCGGUGCUAUAGGCCUUGCUGCAGUCCUUUCGGAUAAGUUUAAGCGAAAUCCUGCUUGGAAGGAUUCUCGUAACAUUGGGAUUGUGCUUUCGGGUGGUAAUGUGGAUCUUGGCGUACUAUGGGAAUCAUUGAAUAAUUAAUGUUUUUGAACUAUUUAGUUGUUAUCUGAGUUUAAUUGGAUUGUGGUUUAUCCUUAGCGGGUCAAACGAUCCAAACUGAUCUUACCUCAAACCUGCAACAUUGUGACCAGAACCAUUAUUUGUUAUACUAAACUUUCAUGGGGGUUGUGCAUUGGUAA